GGAUUCAGCUGAUUAAAAGUAUACAUUCCUGUAUAAUAUACAGAGUACGUGUCUUUCCUGACAACUAUGGUUUCAUGAAAUUGACGUCCUCCUGCAUGCAGUCAGUCUGUGGGCUGGUCUUAUGCAGCUGGUGGAGUCGGAGCAUUAUCGCACUUCAGCAAUCGUAGCCGACAUGCUUCUUUAAAGUAUAGUUAACACCAGCCAUUCCUUUAGCUAUUUAAACACAACCCGUUGAGCAGCUACAUUAGUUCACCUGUGUCUGAUGUUGUGAAUCUGUUAUGAAUCGAGCUCGUUUUAAAAGCUAGCAGGCUGGAUAGCUAGCCAACUCAGCUAGCUAGCUUGCUAGCUCAUUAGCUACAGACACAUGUUGCAUUACGUUUCCGUCCUCUUCGCCUCCACGCAGACACAGAUGUGUCAAUAUGGCACGUAGGAAAGAAGUAUUUCAGUCAAAAGUACUCCAGAAGCUUUACCCUGCAGCCCCCACACUGGAGCAGGAAGCCAGCCCACCAGGCAUAGUAGAUGCUCUAUCCAGAACAACCCACGUGAAAAGAAAAGCCUCUCUACAGGACACUGCCAUUGGAGAUGCAGGGACGACACAGAGUGCGGACAAUCCGGUCAGGCGGAUGUACACAGUCCUACCUCCUCCCGCUGACUACAAGACCGCUUCGGAGAAAUCCGUCACACUCCCCCAGUUAGAAAGCAUAAAUAGUGCAGAGGACACAGCUGAGGAGAGUGUCCAUGAUAGCAAUGCAGAACAAGAUAAAGAGGGAGAAGAACAGAGAAGAAAAAGGAAGAGAAGGAGAAGGAAACCAGCCCUCCACCAAGACUCUGGGAAGGAUGGAGCAGCUCUAGUGAGUGAGUGCCGCACGGGUCAGAGUCCGGCGCCCGCGGACGAGGGAGGAGAGCGCCUAAGCAGGAACAAGAAGAGGAAGCUGAAGAAGAAACGGCACAAAGAGAAGCUGCUGGCCAUGGGUCUGAUGCCCCGGGCCACUGCACUGGAGUUCACAUACCGGAAAGAUGGGGAGGAGGAGGAGGAGGAGGAGGAGGAGGAUGAUAACGAGAGGAGAGCUGCUGAGGUGUCAGACUUCCUCUGGACAACAAUGCAAAUCUAUAUGUCAGAUUCCUCUUUGCGUGCAGGCGAGCACCCCCUCCUGUCCGAGACUGUGAAUAACCUCCUGAGGGACAUAGCCAGCGGAUGCCGGCCCCCCUCUGUCCUGAAGCGGCUCCGCGGCCUCAAGGCCUUCGUUCGGCAGCAACAGGCGGACGAACUGGAAAAGGCACUGGGGGAGCUCCUCAACACUUCUCCUAUGACUGCAGAAGAAACCGCUGCAGUUGCUUCACUGUUCCAAUACUGGAUCACAGACAUUCUUCCCAUGCAGGGAGACAAGAAGACAGGGCUUUGUACGAUGCACCCAUGAGACGGUGACUCACCGACACGGAGAUGCCACCGAAUGAUUACUUCCAUUGCGCUCCAUCACGUAUUGAAAUGUUGUACUUUUUAUAUACUGCACUUCUAUAAUGUUGGACCUUUACAUGAUGCUGCAUGAAAUGUUUGUGUUAUUAAAUUAUUUUUUCCAUUUGAUCUGUGCCCUUGUCUGAUCCAUUUGCACGUCUCAUAUUGUACAAGAACAAAAGCGGUUAACACUGAGCUUGGCAAAUCGUUCUGCGCACCACAAGUGAGCUUGAAGUUGUCGUUAUCGAACCAAGCUGUUACUUACCUCCAUGUUUCCAACAUUUAACCGGUAUUAACAUAACAACCGUCCUCUUUAACGAACAUUCUAAUUGCCAGAGAAGCAAAUGUAAGCUCUACCGGAGCGCCGGUAUUUAUUUUGCAGAUGCUCUGACAUUUAAACCCGGGCAGUUCACCUAAUAGCUCCUCCAUUAUCUACAGUACACGCACCACCAAUCAAUCUCUCACCAAGUUACUAUUACACAUGCCUUUUUUCAAGUAUGCUGUUUCACCUUACUGCACUGGGUUAAGUAAUGGUCUUAAGAGAUGCAACACUGGUUAUACUUAGGGAUCAUUAGGGAUACCAAUAUUAGGAUCCCCAC
This is a messenger RNA of Anarrhichthys ocellatus (wolf-eel), 2052 nucleotides long. It is a transcript of the gene erich1, whose product is annotated as glutamate rich 1. Bases 420 to 1418 code for a protein of 332 amino acids. The transcript is spliced from 6 exons. Lineage: Eukaryota; Metazoa; Chordata; Actinopteri; Perciformes; Anarhichadidae. The record is from RefSeq and is a predicted model, not a curated record.